This is a messenger RNA of Cuscuta europaea, 1590 nucleotides long. NCBI's taxonomy places the organism in Eukaryota, Viridiplantae, Streptophyta, Magnoliopsida, Solanales, Convolvulaceae. The record is from the annotation of a GenBank genome assembly.
CAACCGUAUGUACUCCAGCGUAGUUUACAGCAAUUAUUUACUUGUAGUGGAGAUGGUUUCCACGCCCGCACUCUCCUUGGGCUCAGCCUUGGAGAAACACAAGGUACUGCACAAGAGGGAGAGUCAUACAGAAGGGGGCCAAAUUUAAUGGCUUCAUUUCAAUGUUUUGCCCCUUUUAUUCUUUUGUUACUACUUGCUGGGUGCUCUGCAAGGCGUGUGAAACCAGUCCCAAACAGGAGAAAUGAUAUAAACAAGCAGCCCUUGCAAACAUUUCGCGCAUAUAAUAUUGCACACCGAGGUUCAAAUGGAGAAAUUCCUGAAGCCACUGCUGCUGCAUACAUGAGAGCUAUUGAAGUAGGUGCUGACUUUAUUGAAACAGACAUCUUAGCUUCAAAAGAUGGUGUUCUUAUUUGCCAUCACGAUGUUGUCCUUGAUGCUACAACUGAUAUAUCUAACCACAAGGAGUUUUCAGAUAGAAAGAGGACUUAUGAUGUUCAAGGGGACAACACCACUGGUCAUUUUGUUGUUGAUUUCACGCUUGAAGAAUUGAAAACCUUGAGGACAAGGCAAAGAUUUUCAUUCAGGGAUCAGCAGUAUAAUGGGAAGUUCCCUAUAAUUACAUUUGAGGAGUUCAUAUCGAUUGCACUUGAUGCCCCAAGAGUUGUUGGAAUAUAUCCAGAGAUUAAGAACCCAAUUUUCAUUAACGAACAUGUUAGAUGGUCAGGUGGUCAGAAAUUUGAAGACAAGUUCAUUGAGAUGCUUAAAAAAUAUGGAUACGAAGGUUCUUAUAUGUCAAAGGAGUGGUUGAAACAACCUGUUUUUAUUCAGUCAUUUGCUCCAACAUCUCUUACUUACAUUUCCAAUCAGACAGACCUGCCAAAGAUCCUUCUUAUAGAUGAUGCUUCAUCAUACACGCAAGACACAAACCAGUCAUAUUUUGAUAUCACAUCAGACAGUUACCUUGACUUCAUCAAGGACUAUGUGGUGGGGAUUGGGCCUUGGAAGGAUACAAUAGUCCCAGUGUCUAGUAACUACCUGCAGCCAUGUACGGAUCUUGUUACACGAGCGCACAACAACCAUUUGCAGGUACAUCCUUACACGUUCCGCAAUGAGAAUAAGUACUUGCACUUCAACUUCAGCCAAGAUCCAUACAAUGAGUAUGAUUACUGGAUAAAGCAUAUCCGUGUCGAUGGACUCUUCACAGACUUCCCAGGCAGCCUUAACCAGUUUCAGGAGUGGACUGAUCCCUUGGCGGUAGGCAGAAAUGAAGAGCCGGGGCUACUAAAUAAGGAUUUUCAAUGUUCUCAAAGUUCAGAAUCUUGUCUUCUUAAAACCUUUGUCCUUCAAGCCCGGUCUUAAAAGUUUGGAGGUUUUCACAAGUUCUUUACAGAGUAAAUAAACACUGUUGUUCCAUGUCUUUGUAAUAAAUAUUCAUUACUUGUACACGGGUCAUUACCUAUGAGUUGUAAAUAGUGUUCCCAUACGUUUUAUUUGAGAAAAGUGUUGAAUUGGUACAUUAAGUUUCUCCGUGUAGUACAUCAACAAGCAACUGACACCCAAAAGUACCUAAACUUGUUUUUUUGAGUUGAA